AUGAAUUUGUUUUUUUCCCAAUUGAAGACAAUCUGCCAGAAGGUACCUGUAAUCACUGAACUGUGCUCUGCUUACUGCAUACUAAGUCUUAUGGCGAAUCAGUAUAGAUAUAAGUUCGGUCCAACGUCUCACCCGCGCUCUCUCAAUCAUAAUAGUUUUGGAAACAAUGCCACCAUCAACCAGGGAGACAUCCAUUACAAUGUGACCCCUGGUCCUCUAUUACCCGGGGUUGAUAAGCCGACAUAUGUUAUUCCAUAUCCUCGCAACAAGGAUGUGAUUCGCCGCAAAAAGUUGGUAGAUCAACUGGAUCAACUUCUUCCACGGGGAUCGAAGUUCCACAGUGCUGCGCUUUGGGGACUAGGAGGGUCGGGAAAAACUCAGAUCGCCUUGGACUAUGCGUACCGACGAUACGAAUAUAAAACAUGCAGCGUAUUCUGGGUGCAUGCAGAUAGCAAGGCGACGUUUAUACACGAUUACAAGACAAUUGCGAACAAACUUGGCAUCGAACAAGCUGCCGCGGCCGACGGGAAGGAUCUACUUAGAUCUGUACGUAACGGUAUCGAGGCAUGCCCAUCGUGGGUACUUAUCCUUGAUAAUGUGGAUAUUCUCGAAUUAUUCGGCGUUGGAUUAUCCACAGAUGAAGCUACGAACAGCCUAUACAAGUAUGUCCCAAACGGGCCUACAGGGACAAUACUGUGGACAAGUCGUGACGCCCGUAUUGCGGGCACUCUGGUUGGCGCACAAAGAGGUGUUGAGGUUCCAUCUAUGGAACGUGACGAAGCCAUCGAGCUUCUUAACAAAAUGAGAAGUGAGGAAGCUCGCGUUGAAGAAUUUGAUGAUGAUAUCGAAAUCCUUCUUGAAGAACUACAGAGGUUUCCGCUAGCUAUCUCUCAAGCUGGUGCAUAUAUGCGGCGAAUGCGGAUGACUGCCGCCGGGUACCUGUCUUUGCUUCGAGAGAGCAAACGCCGAUGGGAUACCCUUAAGACUACUGAAUUCGAUCGACAUCGAAGGCCCGAAAUGCCCAAUAGUGUACUUGACACGUGGACUGUCUCAAUGGAGCGAAUCCAAAGUGAGAACAGAACGGCAUACCAAGUUCUUCAUAUCUUAAAGAUCAGCAAGUGUAGCAACGAGGACCCGACCAAGGAACUUGAGCUGGAGGUGACGUCUGUAAUCAUGCGGCUGCAAGAAUUCUCGUUCCUCAGGACGCGCCAUAUUGAGGAUGGUGGUCCAAGCUAUGAGAUGCAUAAGCUUGUGCAAGAAGCAGCAAGAUACAGGCUAGCUAUGCGAGGCCUUCAAAAUGUACCUGGACAAGAGAUUCCGAUGAAAACAGAAGCAAGCGACGAGGUAUAUUACACAAGAAUUGCCUUGCAGGCAUUGUCAGAGCUCUUCCCAGCUUCAAAGCCAGAGUCAUGGGGGCAGUGCGAGAGGUAUUUGGCUCAUGCUGUAGGAAUGGGCGACUGGGCAGAAAUCAGCCAUAGGGAAGCCGAUACGUCUGAACUUUUAAGCAGAGCGUCUGGGUACUUAUAUGACCGAGGACGGUGGAGAGAGAAAGAGGCCGUGGAUCAGAGAACGCUAGAACUAAGGCAAAAAGUUCUCGGGGAGCGACAUCCACAUACACUUAAAAGUAUAGCUUCACUUGCAGCAGCAUACUAUUACCAGGGUCAGCAUGAAAAAGCCAAAGAUUGCUACAAAAAAGGGAUGGAACUUCGGCGACAGACACUUGGAGAGAAACAUCCAGAUACCCUUCGAGCUAUGAAUUUACUUGUACUUGGAGAGAAGCACACACACACGCUUGAGAGUUUGGCUUCAAUCUCAGCCGUCUAUCACUACCAGGGUGAUUGUGCCAAAGCCAAACCUCUCAAGAUGGAAGCUUUAGCUAUCCAACGAGAGGUACUCGGCGAGAAGCAUCCAUCUGUGCUUUGGAAUAUAGGAUCACUUGCAGCAACAUGUCAGGGCCUGGGUGAGUAUAAAGAAGCCAAAGCUCUCUAUCAGGAGACUCUGGACCUCCGUCGGGAGACGCUUGGCGAGAAUCACCCAGACACGCCUCGGAGCAUAACCCAACUCGGGGCAAUAUACCACGAUCUGCGCAAAUAUAAACUGGCAGAAUCUCUUGCAAGGGAAGCGUUAAAACUUGAGCAGAAGAUGCUGGGAGAGGAACACCCCUAUACGCUUCAAUCUAAGCAUAACCUAGCCAUUGCAUUGCGCAGUCGCGGUGAUUCGGGCAACGCUCUUUCUUUUAUGCAAGAAUCAUCCAUUUACACAGGAUUCUAA
Trichoderma harzianum CBS 226.95 is the source of this 2271-nucleotide messenger RNA. RefSeq lists its product as hypothetical. NCBI's taxonomy places the organism in Eukaryota, Fungi, Ascomycota, Sordariomycetes, Hypocreales, Hypocreaceae. The record is from RefSeq and is a predicted model, not a curated record. Bases 1 to 2271 code for a protein of 756 amino acids. Gene Ontology annotation, molecular function: ADP binding; protein binding. The transcript is spliced from 6 exons.